AUGCCCCAUGGGGCCCCCCUGAGAAGCGGAAGCGCACCAGCAAAGACGAUCCCCAAGGACCUUCGUGUUCUCUAUGUCGCAGGAGAAAAGCAAAGUGCUCAAGAGACCAACCAUGCGGCACCUGUAUCAAGCUUGGAAAAGUCAAAGCCGGGCAUGCGAGCGGGGGCUAUUGAGACAUUGACUCAGCGUGUAGCGACGCUGGAAAACAUGUUUGUUGGCCAAGGCGUUCUCUGGCAGCAGAUCUGGAACAGCAUAAAGCAACCAAACAACCAGCAGUACGGGCAAACCCCGGAUUCCCAUCCAGAUAUUUCGAUCCAGCAGAUGUCAUCUGAUGUCCGAAGACAUCUCACUGAAUUGCCGUUAUCAGAAAUCUGCCCACAAGUGGUAGUAGAAGGAACACAACAAGAAAGCACAUUCGAUGCAGCAAAUACACACCAGCCGAAAAAUACCCCCAGUCCUCAACACCAAAUUAGCCUGGGUACCCUCCCUCCGGACGAUCUAGUAGACUCCAUGGUCAACAUAUACUUCAAUCAGAUACAUCCUUGGAUACCGAUGUUACAUGAGCCGACAUUUCGAGGGCUGCUCUCUAAUCCUUCGGGAAGAACGCAAGUAUCGACAAUACUGCACGCUAUAGUGUCUCUCUGUAUACGAUUCUCAGAUGAUCCAAGGCUACAGAAUGCUCCAGAACUCCGGGCUCAGUAUUCGACUAGCUGCCGCCAGACAGUCAUACUUGCGAGUAUGGAAUCCUUUUCGGUCGAGAACUUGCAAGCAAUGACUAUCUGUGCCUUUGACAUCAUUGGUAGCGGCAGAGGUCCCUCGGCAUGGUCUAUAGUCGGCAGCAUGUCGAGGACAGUCGAACAACUGCGUCUCAGCAUUGAGGAAGAGGAGACCCAGUCACAUCAGUCCAGGUCAAAGGCUCUAAUAGAGAGGGUGGCAUUUCUCCCCCCGGCUUCAACGUGGGCUGAAGUAGAAGAGCGGCGACGCAUCUUCUGGAAUGUCUUUCUCAUGGACCGCUUCUGCAGUAUCUGUACUGGCUGGAACCUCUCAUUGACCAGUGCUGAUGUCACGAGGAGGCUGCCUUGCGAGGGUACCAUAUGGGAGACUGGGGAACCAAGCCAGACUCCUACUCCGUAUUUUGGAAUCUCAACUCGGUCCCACGACCGCGAGAAGGAUUAUUUGCCAGCCACUCGCGAUACUGAAGAUGGUCAAGCUUCUCUUGGUGGCUUUGCCUUUUGCAUAGAGGCAACGGAGAGUCUGAGCCUUGUCACGUCGUUCUUUCUCCAAUACCGAGUUGAUUUCAAGGAGGUCCACGAAGUUCAGAGGUGGCUUAUGAGAUUUAAGCAGUUGGACUUGCGGCUCGUACAGUGGAAGUUCUUUCUCCCCGAGAAAUGGCGCAAGGCUUGCCAAUUCAACAAUGACGGCAACUUGGAUCCCAAUCUAGUCCUUGCGCAUAUAGCACACAAUACUGCUGUUGUCCUCCUACACCAGGGCUUAGCUUAUCCACCAGCAGAAUGGCAAUCCCUUCCUGUCAGACUGCCGUCAUCUUCUAGCGCAGAAACCUGUCAGGUCGCGGCUGACGAGGUUGCCACGAUCGCAGAGCAGUUCCUUGGUCACUCAUAUGUACUCAUCAGUCCGCAGUUUUCUUUUUGUCUUUUCGUGUGCGGAAAGAUGCUGCUGACCCACGCCGCAUAUUACCAGUCCACUCUCACUUCAUCUUUUGACUCCAUCAUAGCGAGCCUCGAGGAGAUAUCUCGUAGGUGGAAUGGGGAACAACCUCCAGCACGAGCAAACUUGGCUUCUAAAUUCUGCUCGCGCCUCAAGAAGGCUCGUAUCGAAGGCUCCGGGGCGGUUGAUAUCCGGGAAGCGUUUUCCGAGAAGCAGGAUGGUGUUGCAUCGUCGAGGAGUGCGCAUGUCAACUUUCGUAACACAGGGCCUCAAAGGAUGAGCAAUUCAACUGAAGCAACAGUCCCAGGCGCAUUAAAUGGAGAAAUUGGGAUCAAUGGCACUCAGACGGAGUCGCCCGAGAGCAUUUCUCUAGCUUUCCCGCCACUUCCAAUGUCAUUUCAGCUGGGUAGCGCUACUCACGAUUCAAUAUUUGUCGCGCCAGCAAAGACGAGUAAUGACAUGGGAGAAGUGGUUGGAACGGAUAUGAAUAUGGCAGGGAAUUGCCUCGACUUGUACAAUCUCUCAGAGCAAACAUUUCUUCCAUCAGAACGUGUUAGUAUGCUGAGUCGCUCGUACAUUGGAGACUGA
Messenger RNA from Fusarium subglutinans, 2253 nucleotides. Its product is annotated as Zn(II)2Cys6 transcription factor. The record is from RefSeq and is a predicted model, not a curated record. The transcript has 4 exons. Lineage: Eukaryota; Fungi; Ascomycota; Sordariomycetes; Hypocreales; Nectriaceae. Gene Ontology annotation, biological process: DNA-templated transcription. Bases 1 to 2253 code for a protein of 750 amino acids. Gene Ontology annotation, molecular function: DNA binding; zinc ion binding. Gene Ontology annotation, cellular component: nucleus.